AUGCCUGCGACCUACCAGGCUGGCCAGGGCCUGGACCGAGGGGCGCUGCAGCGGCUCUUGGACCGAAAGGGUGCCAGCCAGGGCAUUCUCAAGGAGUUGCCCGCUGAGGAUCGGUCGAAGCAGUGGGAGGGGCUCAUCGGCAGCGGGAAGAAGAAGCUUCGCUGCUCCCAGUGCACCAGGCCGAUCGAACCCGACGGCGUGACAGCAAGGCAGCUGAUCUGUGGCAGAUGCUCUGCUGGCGUUCCGGCAGACCCGCGCGGAAACGACCAGCGCCACAGGAAGUCGCUGGUCCUUGACAGCUGCGUGGACGAGACCAGCCAGGCACAGGAGCUUUGUCGGACGCCAAGCACGGAAGCAAACUCGGAGGAGCUAACGGCAUCUCAGCCUCCAACGCCACAAGAUGUAGACUUGACUUCUCUCAAGAAGCAGCUUGCGGGUGAAUGGCUCGGGCGGCAAGGCUGCAAAUACCAGGUGGUCUUCGGGGACCUCCAUGAUAUCCGCGUCACGCGCGUGCACCAGGACUCAACUGCACAGCCCGAUGUGCCGCUGUACUUGGACAUUCGAGAAAGGUUCUUGUGGUGGGGAAAGGACAGGCUCUAUUUCCUAGAUCUGUCUGAGGUCGACUGGCUGUCUGAGCCAGCAAGCCUCGUGUGGCGCGACCCGGGCUGUGGCCAGCGGCCCGACAUGGAGUGGCAGCGACCUGUUCAUGAACGUAACGACAGCUCAGGCAGUCAAGUUCGAGUCCAGCGCUGGGCUCGACGGACACCGCUCCAGACUGGCGAGGAUGUAGCACAGGAGCCAGGAAGCAUGCCAACGCAAGCAGACUCUGUGCCGGCUCAAUCCGCUUCGUCGCCCCAGGACGCGGAAGCGAAGCCACGGCAGUCGAAGGCGCAGACUUCAUCGCGCGCAGUCUGGAAGCCUGUUGUGCGCGCGAACUCUACGGACAAAGCUCAGGAGGUGCCUGACGAGAGCCGCAAGGCGGCUACGGACCGGAAGGACGAGCUCGCCGAAGAAGCCCUGCGGGAGAUCAUCAGCCAGCUGAAACGGCCUGGCAAUGGUGGCUACGUUUGGGUCGACGACUGGAACGAACGGUUCAAUGCCACCUUGGGCACCGUCAGGAAUUUCAUUGAGUCCAAGCCGGACAAGUUUCAAGUCACACCGACGACAGGGAGGGGCUACCGAGUGAUGCUCGUGACUGAAACGCGACCGUCCAAACCGGUGUGGCGAAAGCUUCGAGGCGCUUCCUGA
This is a messenger RNA of Symbiodinium sp. CCMP2592, 1248 nucleotides long. NCBI's taxonomy places the organism in Eukaryota, Dinophyceae, Suessiales, Symbiodiniaceae. The record is from the annotation of a GenBank genome assembly.